Emericellopsis cladophorae is the source of this 1269-nucleotide messenger RNA. RefSeq lists its product as uncharacterized. The record is from RefSeq and is a predicted model, not a curated record. The transcript is spliced from 4 exons. Bases 1 to 1269 code for a protein of 422 amino acids. Lineage: Eukaryota; Fungi; Ascomycota; Sordariomycetes; Hypocreales; Bionectriaceae.
AUGAGCCACCUCCCCAGCCUCAAGGAAUGCGAAUCGCCUCUCUUUGACGCUACCAAUCGCGGCCCCAUCAAGCGACCCUUCAAGGCCAACGCCAACAUCAUACGUCCCGGGGAUCCUGUGGACGCGAAUGAAUUCAUCAUCGCGAUUGCGGCUCAGGAGAGGAGAGUGCUAGAGCUGCGAGAGGAACUACUCCGAGCCGAGUCUGAGCUUUCCACUCUCAAGAAGAAAUGGUCUUCGAAGGAGGUCUACAGCCGCCGACAUGAGUCGCGUCAUUCGGAAACUUCCCGGCCUACAACCACAGCCCCUCUAGAAGUAGACACCGGCUCAGCCAGGCAGAGUGUCGAUCUAGACCGCAGGAGGCUGCUUCUGCAGCAACCCAACACUCCAACGCAAAAGGGCCGCAGAGUGCUUCGCGGCGGACAUGCUCGCACGCUCUCUCUGCUGUCACCUCCCAAGUCUUACCCCGAUUUCGCGAUACUCGAAGAUCGCAACUAUGAGCCCGUCAGCCUACCUUUACCUCCGAUUGAGCGUCGCGCAGCUCAAUUGACCAACCCCAACCUGGCGAAGCGCGCGUCUUGGCAGCCGCAAAGCCAUCGUCAGCAAUCCAAUGUUCCUGGGCUUGUGGAGGACUUUAGGAUGGGACUCAAAGCCUUUGUCGAAGACAUUCGUCAGAUCACUGUCGGCGAGGAGCCCAUCAGCGGCUCUCCCGCCAAUGCAGCGGGCCAGCAGCGUCCAAGCAUGACCACGAGCCAGUCGUCGGGGGAUCUCGAGACGAUACGUUCUAGCCAACCUGCACGACCAAAGGUGAGCAGCACUUUCGAUAUUCCAAUCGCAACCGCUGCGAGUACACCGUCAACCCAAAAGGCCAAUGACGGAACUUGCCAAGACAAGCCCAAGGCUGGCAGGAACAAGCGGUUCUCCUGGACACCGCUGAGCUUCGACUCGGUGGACGAUAGCAGCUGGUCCAAUUGGGACUCGCCUGCGUCGGCCAAGUCCACCCGCUGGAGUGGCUCGACCAUCAACAGUGGUGGUGCCGAAGACAUCGAGUCGAUCCCUGAAGCAUCCGAGGAGGUCGAGACUCCAUCCAAGCCAAAAUCAACACCCGAAGACGCCCCUCUCCUGUCGCCGAAACUUGGCGAAAUCCUUCCAAGUAUGGUCAAUAAGUUCACGCCUAGCAAUAUCAAACGCACCGCCAACCACAUCAUGGACGAGUGGGAGAAAUCGUUGAUCGAGCCUCAGACUGCGAACGACAAGGAAAACAGCUUUUGA